UCAGUCUAUAUAAACCCGCUUAGAAUUCAGCAUUUGAUCACACAGAGGAGGAGUCAGCUGAGAGAAGAAGAAGAAGAAGAAGAAGAAGAAGAAGUGAGUGCCCUGAUUUUCCUUCAAAGAUAUCACCUCUCUAAAUCAAAGGAGAACACCAUGUUAGAGUUGGAGAUUUCGUCAAAGAAGAGGAGAUGGGAAGAAAUAGAUGUCAAAGAGGAUUUCGAGAAGCAAUCAAAGUUAUCAAAGGCCGUGGUUGAUAUUGAGCUCCAACUCGAAAGGCCCUUACCUGUGGAGUGGCAACGAUGCCUCGAUAUCAAGUCUGGACAGAUACACUUCUUUAACACCAGGACCCAGAAAAGAACCUCUAAGGAUCCAAGGCAAAGCCCAGAGCGUUCGAGUCCCAGCAGCAACAUCAGCUUGGACCUGGAGCUCAACCUCACUUGCGAGUCCCUUAGGAGCCGGAGCCAGAGCCAGAGGGAUGACAAUUCGACAAAGAGUGAGACCGGUGAUGGUGACCUCCCACACAACAAUUCAAACAAUAGUAUAAUUCCACCAUCCAAGAAUUCCGGCAGCUGCUACGGCAGGAUGGCACCGAUUACUCCUCCUUCGUGGGUGUCAUCGGAAUCAGAUGAACAGGAAAUGGUAGCGGCCGUGUGCAAGCGAUGUCAUAUGUUGGUCAUGCUAUGCAAGUCGUCUCCUGCAUGCCCCAACUGCAAAUUCAUGCACCCUCCGGACCAAAGUCCUCCCAACCUACUCAAGCCAGGCUUUAGGCUUUUGUGCUGUAAGGAUUAAAUCAGGCCUACUGCCUCUUUUAUUAAGAUGCCAACUUAGUACCACCUAGCUACUCGUAGUCUUGUCUUUAACCGUUAUUUGGCUCAUCUAUCUAUAUAGGCUCUAUUCUCCGGCCUCAACCCACUUUUCUCCUGUAAGAAGAGAAAAAGCAAAGACCCAAAGAAUAAUACUAGAAACUAUAAACUCAGAGGGAAAGAGAGAGUAAAUUCUGAUGAUGUAAAUAGACAAGAAAUGGGGUUUUCUGUAAGGAUUGCUCAUUAUCCUAUUAUCUAAUCUAAUGUAAAAGAAGGAAAAAGUAGUGCAUUAACUUUUAAUUAGGUUUUA
Nelumbo nucifera (sacred lotus) is the source of this 1110-nucleotide messenger RNA. RefSeq lists its product as uncharacterized. Gene Ontology annotation, molecular function: protein binding. NCBI's taxonomy places the organism in Eukaryota, Viridiplantae, Streptophyta, Magnoliopsida, Proteales, Nelumbonaceae. The record is from RefSeq and is a predicted model, not a curated record.